Zymoseptoria tritici IPO323 is the source of this 726-nucleotide messenger RNA. RefSeq lists its product as uncharacterized. Lineage: Eukaryota; Fungi; Ascomycota; Dothideomycetes; Mycosphaerellales; Mycosphaerellaceae. The record is from RefSeq and is a predicted model, not a curated record. The transcript has a single exon. Bases 1 to 726 code for a protein of 241 amino acids.
AUGCCGCUCAUGUUCGCUUCGCCCGCCGCUAUCUGGUCGAGUCAAGCAGGCGAUUUCUGCACGAUCCGCCGAUCACCUCCGAGCGCUCCGCCGCCGCUCCUCCAUCCGCCGUGUCUCCUCCUCGUAAAGCUCUCGGCUGAACUGCGCAAUGUCAUCUAUACGCUUGCAUUCUCCAGCAACAACAACCCAGCCAAGACUGUAGACGUCCAGACCACGAACAACGCCCCCAACAAAGAAUUGCUUUGCUGCAACCGCCAGAUCUACAACGAGGCCAAAGGAAUCUUCAAAGACGCACACACCCAAUUCUGGCGCAAUACGAAGUUCCAUCUCAAUUGCAAUGUGCAAAGCUUCCCCGACCUCCAGCACAUCCCCGACCGAGACUUCAACCGUAUCACAAAGCUCUUGAUCAAAAGAAUCCGCUUCACAGAACCUCGCAAAGUGCUCCAAGAAAACGGAGGGCUCGAGUCGUAUUGGGGGUACGGAGCCGGUGAUCUAGAUCUGAUCCCUGGCGGCGGUUGGGGUGUCAUGGCGCGCGGUCGGCGCUCGAUCAUCUUGGUCUACAGGAACGAGAAAGGAAGAUUGGAGAUGAGCCACAUCAAGGCUGAUGGCACGGUUCCGGGAUACACGAACGCAGGGUUUGCCGAAGAAUGGAGGAGGCGAUUGGUAGACAAGUGUCAUCAUGUCUCCUUGAAGGAUCAGCUCAAGUUCCUUUGGUGGGAGCUUUGA